Messenger RNA from Lottia gigantea (owl limpet), 1155 nucleotides. RefSeq lists its product as hypothetical. Bases 484 to 1155 code for a protein of 223 amino acids. Lineage: Eukaryota; Metazoa; Mollusca; Gastropoda; Lottiidae. The transcript has 8 exons. The record is from RefSeq and is a predicted model, not a curated record.
AAUUCAGUCAAAUCCAACAUCUCGGUCAAUAAUGAUAUUGUGGAAGAAAGCUUUUCGAAAGAAGAAGUGUGUGGAAGUGAACAAGCCCCCACUGUAGAGGUAGAAGAUGAUGACAAAAAUGGCCACAGUGAACAUUCAAGUCCACCCAGUUCAGAAUCACCUGGUUGUGACAGCAAUAGUGAAGCAUCAAAUGACAGUGGUAGAGGUGGAAGUGUAACAGAACAACUAUCAUCUAUUUGUCCUCCAGAAAUUGUCCGUUAUGAGUUUAAUUUCCCAUCAGAUUUAUGUGGUCUAUUAAUCGGUCGUCAUGGUAGAAAUAUUAACUCCAUUAAAGAAGAGUCAAAUGCCCUGAUAGCCUUAGAACAUAAUCCUUACACACCUGAAUAUCAAAUUUGUGUGGUUGAAGGCACACAAGGUGAUGUAGAGAAGGCAUUGUCAUUAAUACGCCAGAAAUUUCCCCGUUCCAAGUAUUCCCAAUUAGACAUGAGUCCUAUUAACCAGCCAGUAGCAGCACCAACCAAACUCCAAGCAGCUCCUGUUCUCAUGCCUAAUAUUAUGCAGUUAAGUUUGCCAGAAGGCGUGUCUGUAGAUGUCAUUGUAUCUAACAUUGUUGAUGCUGGUCAUAUUUUUGUACAACAACCAACACAUCCUAGUUUCCCAUCAUUAGAUCGCUUAAAUCAGUUUAUGAUGAUGUGUUAUACUCAGGAUAAGAUGGUACCUCCCCUUCCUCAACCAAUAGAAGCUGGUGUAAUUUGUGUAGCACCUCUAUCUGAUGGUUGGUAUCGUGCCCAGGUUGUACAAGUCUAUAUUGAUCUCCAGGAGUGUGAUAUCAAAUUUGUAGAUUAUGGUGGUUUUGAACGGGUUCCUAUGUCUCAGUUAAAACAAAUCAGGAGUGAUUUUAUGACCUUGCCAUUUCAAGCUGUAGAGUGUUAUAUUGCCACCAUUGCUCCAUUAGCUGAAUAUUUUAGUGUUGAAGCAGCUAAUGUAUUAGAUGAGCUUACCCAGUCUAAAGUCUUACAGGCUCAAGUUAUCAGUCGUGCUGAAGAUGGUAUACCUUAUAUACAUCUGUAUCAAAUCAGUGGCAACAGGGUAAUAUUUAUCAAUCGAGAAUUAGUGAACAGAAAGGUUGUUAAAGGUACUGAUAUAAUUGAGUAG